Molecule: messenger RNA, 1206 nt
Organism: Peniophora sp. CBMAI 1063
Lineage: Eukaryota; Fungi; Basidiomycota; Agaricomycetes; Russulales; Peniophoraceae
Source: the annotation of a GenBank genome assembly
AUGUUGUUCUCCUCUUCCUUCUCGGAGCAUUCAAGUGCCAUCGUCUCCCUCAUGCAUCGCACUCUGCAUGCUAUCCUGGAGCACAUUCUACCGAGUGCUAGCAUUGGGGCUGGAUUGGCUGCUCUCUGUCUCGUGCGCUAUCUUAAAAGUCCAUGGCGUAGCGUGCCGCCCGGACCUCCAGGGAUACCAAUUCUCGGGAAUGCUCUCCAGAUGUCUAGUGAUCAGUACUGGUUGAAGUAUGGUGACUGGAGAAAGGACUACGGCAGUAUUAUCUAUCUGAACGCCGCUGGACAGCCCAUGAUCGUUUUGAAUGAUCACAAGAUUGCAGCCGAGUUGCUUGACCAAAGAGCUAGCAUCUACUCUGAUCGAGCAUCGAUGAUCGUUGCAAACGAGAUUCUCUGCGACGGCCUGCUACUCCCGCUCGCCCGUUACAGCGAAACCUGGCGGCGCAUGCGCAAGGCUGCCCACGAGACACUGAACAAAGUUGUCGCUCACGGGUUGAAUGACUAUCAAGCCAAAGAAGCACUUACUCUUGCGAGCAAUAGCCUUCAAGACGCCAACGGUUGGGGAACCCAUAUCCGUAUCGCAACGACCAGUUUGAUGCUGCGCUCUCUAUACGCGGAGUCACCGGUAUCUGACAAGGACGAUGCACGGCUUACGCAUAUGGAUGCCUUCGCUCUGCGCGUGACACUGGCUGUCCCACCCGGAUCGCAUUGGGUCGGGAUCCUUCCGUGGAUGCGUCAUAUCCCUCGCAUAUUUUCUCCGUGGAAGCGUAACGCUGAGGGCUGGUAUCGUAAGGACAACAAGAUCUUCCACGACCUGUUCGAGCGAGUACAAGACGACAUCAAGGUCAAUGGCAUUGAGCAGGAAUCAUUCUGUGCAACUCUCGUCCACGACGCCCAUCGCUACCGGUUGACAACUCAUGAAAAUGCGUGGUUGGCCGCAUCGUUGUACGUUGCUGGAGCCGACACUACUCGUGCAGCACUUGAAUGGUGGACUCUCGCUAUGCUUGCGUAUCCGGACACCCAGAAACGUACCCAGGACGAACUGGAUGCUGUGAUCGGUCGAUCGCGGGCGCCCACGUUCUCAGAUAUGCCUCGUCUUCCAUACAUCUGCGCCAUAGUGAAGGAAGUGCUUCGUUGGCGACCCACCAACCCCAUCGGAGUGUUUGUCUCUUGGCCCUACCUGUUUGAUGCCUCGCGCUGA